CUGCUGGCUUGACUGCUGGUCCAUUUGAAGCUGGCGGCAGCAGACAGACUGCGGAGCGGGGCCAUAUGGAGCAUGCAGCGGGAAGAAAGGAGCUUUCUGUCGGGCUGUCCGGAGGAGUUGGUGAAGACAGCGUAUGAUAGCGGUUGAGCAGAGUUAACAUCUGGGUCGUGCACAGCGUGGAGACUAUUCGCCACAAAUGAUCAGGAUGUUAUGUGUUCUCCAACUAUGAACAAGCUGCAACAGGAUCCGAGGAAUACAGUCCUCUGACAGGGUGAGCCAGGAGUAGCAGCUCAGGACUGACCGCUGCCAUGACAACGCAAAAGGCCCGAGGUGUAGCUCCAGCUUCCCCUCCUGCCCCGCGGAGGUCUCGCUUCACCUUACGUGGCCGGAAAAAGAAAGACGGGGUAAUCCAAGGCAAGCUUCGCAUGCGCUCCAUCCCCGGAGCCUUCCUGCUGCUGGGGGUCUUGGUGGUGGUUGUUGGCACCGCUCUGGCCGUGGCAGGAUACUGGCCCUACCGGAUAUCCAGGUCCUCCAUCCUGGGAGCUGCAGAGGGGGAGAGUAUCUCUGAGUCGCAGACUUCUGGCUGGAGUCUGGGAGCUAAGGGCCUCCUGUCCUCAGCAAGCCUGGUGCACAGUGACCGGAUGAAGCUGCUGGGACCAGUCAUCAUGGGGGUGGGGCUCUUCAUCCUCAUAUGUGCCAACACAGUCCUGUACGAGAACCGGGACAGAGAGACUCAAAUGCUGCUGGCUCAGAUGCGCAGUGUCCUCUGCUCUGUGUCGGCGGCUGUUCCCUCAGCCGACUUUCAAGAAAUAGCAGUAGCCAACUCUAUGGCCAGACACUACCAGUGGGUCAACAGUUUACCAGCUGCUCAUCUCAACAUCCUGUGUGUGCAGCAGCUGGCCAGCUCGGAGCCCCUGCUCCGUACCACACAGCCCGGAGAGCAGGAGGACAGGGUCUACCAGCAGGCUGUCCUCCAGACAGAAGCCCUCCACCACCAGGAGUCAGAUCCCUCACCUUCCCUCUACUCCUCCCACUCCAAUUCAUGUAACUCCAGUCAGACGGACUGUGACACACAGUGUGGUGCUGAGCACGGGGGUCAGCAGCCGGCCAACAGCUGCCUGCUGUCUGCCAGCUCCAUGUCCACCCUGGACCAGGGGGAUGUCCCAGCGGUCCAGCCGAGGCGCUGCCACAGUCUGAGCUACAGGACUAAGCCUUAUAUAGCUUGGACUGAUGGACUCCACACACGCAGAGAGGAAGGAAACAUAAAUCAGCCGGCAGUCACACGGAGAGAUGCUCCUUCACAGGUUUAUGUCGACAUGCCUUGGCAGGCCGUUGAUGCUGCAGAGGAGCAAACGCGCCGGAGCUGGCCUCGGCUGGACCUGGGCAGCGGGAGACGAUACCUGAAACUAGAGAACAAAGAGGACUCAGUGGACAGACUGUUGGACCAGUUAGAGCAGCAGUGCUAUCAGUGGGAUAAGAGUUUUGGCUCUGGGCCUUUCCAGUGAUAGCCUGCUUUUCAUUGUCCUGAGGGAUACAAGCACCGUGACAACCAAGGAUCGUAAUGAUGUUUUCCCCUGGAUUCUAAAACUGCACUGCAUUUGUGUUUUUCCUGCGCAGAGAGAAAAUAUGCCCUGGAGCAUUUGGAGUACAGUAUUUCUCACAAAGAUCUUCCAAAACUCAUUCUCAAUCUUCAGUGGAAUAUUGAUACACAGAUGGUCUUUGCUUGUCUUCCAAUUUUGUUUUUGGCAGAUGUUUUUAUAUAAAUGAAGGAACAAUGUGCUAGACCCUACACUGUCACAGAUGAGCAAAGCAUUUUGACAGACUGUUUACUUCCACAGCUUGAGUUGGCAGCAAUGCGAGAAAUCAACUUGAAUCUCAAUGCCAAAAUAUCAUUGCCUGGUUCCAGGACACAGUGUGCACAGACUAGUCAAGGACUGAUAGAAGAGGGAUUGUUUUCACUGUGCAAUCAAUCCUGGGCCAAACUACCUGGACCACUGAGUCCAUAAAGUGCUGUCAGCUCUCCACUAAUGCAACUGCUAUAUAACGAUGGGAUUUCUUUCCUCAGCUGAGGUCCCAUACACCAAAUGCAAUGCAUGGCACUGAUGUACAGUAUGUCACAUCUUAAUACUUAUGCAGAGUUAUGUCAUUGUGGUUUUAUGUGUAUGAUAAUGAUAGUUAAUAACUACUUGGGUCUUAUUUUGUUGGUUUGGCCACUAUUUCUGCACACAUCUGUUAGACUAUCCAAUUGUGGUUUCUCGAGGGUUGCCGAUGGGUCAUCUGAUCUUCAGUCUGACGGGCUUCAACACCAAAUUGGAAGGAACAUAUUAUGGAUAUGCGGAUUGUCUUUCUCUUUCAUUAAUGGAACUACGCCGGCUCUGCUGUACUGCCUUCUGAUUGGCUGACGUGCUGACAUGCUUCUGUGAUGAUAGCAUCUUGCUUCGGUAGUUCAACGCAUUCAUUUUUGUUAUUUUCUCUCACUUUUCUCAUUCACUCAUAGUAAACACUUUUUAGUGACUUUCUCGCCAAUUCCCCAGUUGUUCCCCAGCUUUGUUAGCUACUAUAGUUUAGCAGUCAGGCGUCUCUCUCUCAGUUUCCGUCUCUCUGAUGAUCAGCAGGUUAAAUGUUUAGGUAUUCCUCUUCCUCCUAAUGUGAUCAUUGUUGUAAUAACUGUAGUUUGUCGUGUUGGAGGCAAAACUCUACUGAUGACAUUACCACAGACCAUAGAAACCAUAGAAAUUCUGGGUAAUAAUGAUUGUUUUGUGUGUCCUAGCAACUGUGUUUGCACUUAGGGCCCUUGGUAACACAGGCACACACAGCUGUGUGUGAGCAGCCCAAGAACACACUUUUUUUUGUGCACAACAACAUGGCCAAGGAACCUUCACACAUGUGUUACACUUCUGUUUACAUGAUAUCAACCACAGUUGAGUUCAGUUUUUCUCUGUUUACACCAUCAAACUUUAUCUUUAAGAGCCAAAACAAAAACCAAGGGAGGGAAUAUAACCUCAAGACAUGAUAAUCUAA
Messenger RNA from Etheostoma cragini (Arkansas darter), 3021 nucleotides. RefSeq names its product transmembrane protein 200B (gene tmem200b). The transcript has 2 exons. Bases 309 to 1505 code for a protein of 398 amino acids. Lineage: Eukaryota; Metazoa; Chordata; Actinopteri; Perciformes; Percidae. The record is from RefSeq and is a predicted model, not a curated record.